Molecule: messenger RNA, 1667 nt
Organism: Phragmites australis (common reed)
Lineage: Eukaryota; Viridiplantae; Streptophyta; Magnoliopsida; Poales; Poaceae
Exons: 10
Coding region: 286-1275 (329 amino acids)
Biological process (GO): negative regulation of translation; mRNA catabolic process
Cellular component (GO): CCR4-NOT core complex; CCR4-NOT complex; P-body
Source: RefSeq, a predicted model, not a curated record
CCUAAUCCCCCCCCCCCCACCCCCUCCGCUCAUCUCCCGUCGCCGUCGCAUCACCGCCGACUCGCCGUCGCCUCUCCCUCCUCCUCGUACUCCUCCACGCCGUGUCCGCGGCACCACCACCGACCUAUUCUGUGGAGUUGCCGCACGGCGCCGCCCGGGAAGGUCUGGCUGAGCCGUCCGUUUCGGGCUCAAGCAGCCUCAGGCCCUCAGCCACCGCGCCCGCCAACCGCGGGAGCUAAGGUUAGCGUAGUGUAGAUCCACCCGGAGUUCGAUUGUUGAGGUGACAUGGCGAACCUGCAGCCUUCCCUCACCAUCCCGCCCUCGUUCGCCGGGGCCUCGCCGCCGUCGCCGUCCCCGGUGGCUGGGAGCAGCGGCAGCAUCGGACCCGCGCUGGGCCAGGCGGUCAAGGACAGGAAUAAGAUGGCGUCGGCGGAGCAGCUAGUGCUGGACCUCUGUGACCCCGAGCUGCGCGAGAACGCGCUCCUCGAACUCUCCAAGAAAAGAGAGAUAUUUCAAGAUCUUGCCCCGUUGCUGUGGCACUCUUUUGGCACAAUUGCAGCGCUACUCCAGGAGAUUGUAUCAAUCUACCCUGCACUUUCACCUCCAACAUUAUCAGCUGGCGCAUCAAACCGAGUCUGCAACGCACUUGCGCUUCUUCAGUGUGUCGCAUCGCACCCUGAAACAAGGAUCCUUUUCUUAAAUGCUCACAUUCCACUGUACUUGUACCCGUUCCUUAAUACUACCAGCAAAUCUAGACCUUUUGAGUACUUGCGGCUUACCAGCCUGGGUGUCAUCGGUGCUCUUGUAAAGGUUGAUGAUACUGAAGUCAUCAGUUUUUUGCUGCAAACUGAAAUAAUUCCUCUGUGCUUGCGAACCAUGGAGAUGGGCAGUGAGCUUUCAAAAACUGUGGCAACCUUCAUUGUCCAAAAGAUUCUUCUAGAUGAUGUUGGGCUGCGCUACAUUUGUGCCACUGCUGAGCGUUUCUUUGCUGUAGGCAGUGUUUUAGCAAGCAUGGUUGUUUCACUUGCUGAUCAGCCCUCCACAAGGUUGCUGAAGCACAUAAUUCGAUGUUACCUCAGGCUGUCAGAUAAUCCCAGGGCCUGUGCUGCACUGCAAAGUUGCUUACCUGACAUGCUGAAAGAUGGGACAUUCACUAACUGUCUUAGGGAUGACCCAGCAACAAGGCGUUGGCUCCAACAACUGCUUCAUAAUGUGACAGGUGGAGGCAUGGGAGGAGCUCCUCAGCCAGGCCUGGAUCACAUGAUGGGGAUGUGAAGCAGUCUAGAUGUUGCAAUUCACAACAAUAAUGCAUCAUCUCACAGUGAAUGCAACUAGAGAAGAGGUGUCAGCUGUCCAGAAGAAACUUGUAUGGUGUAGUUAGACUUUCUGAGGGAAAAAAAAGAAAGAAAAAUUGUUAUGUUUUAUCACCAUAAGCAGUUAAGUUGAUGUGCUUGUCAUGUAAUGCUGUAGAAAUGAGCACACCAAGCUGCUCUUUUUCUUUGCGUGCACCUGAAAUGCUUUUGCUUUGACAGUUCAAGUCCUAAGGACAGAGAAAGAACUCCAUUAUGCGAAGCUCUCUACUGAUGCUCAGCCGAUCAGUAACUUAUAUUGUUUUCAGGUGAUGCCGUAAGAAGCAUACUAUAAAGAAGUGUGCAAUGUAUGCUGUA